Messenger RNA from Erigeron canadensis, 1366 nucleotides. Its product is annotated as probable protein arginine N-methyltransferase 1. NCBI's taxonomy places the organism in Eukaryota, Viridiplantae, Streptophyta, Magnoliopsida, Asterales, Asteraceae. The coding region runs from base 166 to 1233 and encodes 355 amino acids. The transcript has 9 exons. Gene Ontology annotation, cellular component: nucleus. Gene Ontology annotation, molecular function: protein-arginine N-methyltransferase activity. Gene Ontology annotation, biological process: peptidyl-arginine methylation. The record is from RefSeq and is a predicted model, not a curated record.
ACCCUAACUUAAAAACCUAAAACAGCCAAUUCAAUAGCCCCCUCUUUCUAAAACCCUUUAAUAAAUAAAUCAAAAGGAAAAACAUCCAAGGAGCUCCAUAAAUAUAUAUACAACACACACACAUAUAUAUAUACAUAAUUUCAAAGGGGGGUUUAAUUUGGUGUUAUGGACCAAAACAACUCAUCAUCAUCAACAUCACCAAUGACAGAAGCUUCCAAUGUUGAUGUCCAAGUUUCUGCCCAACAACAAGACCAUCACACCAGCGCUGACUAUUACUUUGACUCUUAUUCUCAUUUUGGUAUUCACGAGGAAAUGCUGAAGGACGUGGUGAGAACCAAGACCUACCAAGAUGUUAUAUAUAAGAACAAACAUUUAUUCCAGGACAAGAUUGUUCUUGAUGUUGGUGCUGGGACAGGAAUACUAUCUCUCUUCUGUGCAAAAGCAGGGGCAAAGCACGUCUAUGCUAUCGAGUGCUCACAGAUGGCUGAUAUGGCACAAGAGAUUGUUAAAGCCAAUAAUUUUUCAAAUGUUAUAACUGUUUUAAAGGGAAAAGUUGAAGAAAUUAACCUUCCAGUUCCUCAAGUAGAUAUUAUUGUAUCAGAAUGGAUGGGAUAUUUUCUUUUGUAUGAGAACAUGUUAAAUACAGUUUUGUAUGCUCGUGAUAAGUGGCUGGUUGACGAUGGAAUUGUUCUCCCUGACAAUGCGACUCUUCAUCUGACGGCAAUAGAGGAUUCUCAGUACAAGGAGAACAAGAUUGAGUUUUGGAACAAUGUAUACGGCUUUGACAUGAGCUGCAUCAGGAAGCAGUCAAUGAUGGAACCUCUUGUUGACACAGUUAACCAGAAUCAGAUUGUUACAAACUGCCAGUUACUUAAGACCAUGAAUAUCUCCAAGAUGAUGUCAGGGGAUGCCUCUUUUACAGCCCCUUUUAAACUUGUAGCUGAACGUGAUGAUUAUAUUCAUGCUUUUGUUGCAUACUUUGACGUCUCUUUCAGCGUGUGCCACAAAAUGACUGGGUUCUCUACAGGGCCAAGGUCAAAGUAUACACAUUGGAAACAAACGGUGCUGUAUCUUGAAGAUGUGCUGACUAUAUGCCAAGGAGAGUUUGUCGUUGGAAUUAUGACCGUGGAACAAAACAAGAAAAACCCCCGUGACGUUGACAUCACUGUCAAGUACUCAUUAAAUGGCCGUCGUUGCAAUGUCUCAAGAACUCAACAAUAUAAAAUGCGUUGAAGCGGUUGGGGACUUCCAACGUGAUGUAAAAGAAAAUUGCUCAUUUGUGUUGAGGUUAGGCUGAUUAUUUUUUAGGGUAAAUCAGAGGGAAUCUGGGGCCUUAAUAAUCCUAGUUUAUGCAUCAAAUUUUGUA